AUGGAGGUAACGCAGCGGUGGUUAACCCUCCAUGAGACUCUGCGGACGCUUGCUGCUCAGACAUCCUUUAAAGAUGAUUUUUAUUCUUAUCUAGAUGGCACUGGUUGGCAGACUCGAAUGCUACGUCAACUAGAGCCACUUCACUGGGUAGCGUAUCAUCUUGAUCCAGCAAGAGUUCCUGGCAAACUUGAUGAGAGCGCACGACGCCAAUUGAAGGUGCUUUACGACCACUUCAAAGCGAAGAUGGAAGAUCUACUGCAUGGCAUGAAUUUCUGGCAUUCCGGCAAAGAACAGAUGAAUCUGCAGCAUACAAAGAUCCGGAAUCGGCUUGAAUCUCACCGAGUUGAGAAGCUACUUUAUAUACAGAUUAACAAACGACAAUUUCGUGCAGACUCGCCACCUACCGUUACCCAAGAGAUGCUUCUUGAGGAGGAAGAUCAGGAGAUAGAAAGAAUACUGCAGCCUCUGGUUAUAGGUCUUCUGGCCACUUUAGUAUCGUCUGCGACCGCCACGGCUCUGACAUACAGACUCGGGGCCAACGAGAAGGCUUGCUUUUAUACCUAUAUUAGCGAGCUGAACACUAAGGUUGCCUUCUAUUUUGCCGUUCAAUCCGGCGGUUCUUUCGAUGUGGAUUACUCCGUUGUCGGCCCAGGUGAUAAGGUGAUUCUAGAUGGAACCAAGGAGCGACAGGGCGACUUUGUUUUUACGGCUCAAAGUAUCGGGGAAUACCGAUUCUGUUUCAACAAUGAAAUGUCGACUUUUGCGGAGAAAAUGGUAGAUUUUGAGAUUGCGAUUGAGAACGAGGAACGAGCGCAACUCCCUUCGAGGCAGGGAGCCAGCCCGGAACAGGCGUCUGCACUUGAAGAGUCCAUCUUCAAGCUCUCCGCUCAGCUCUCAACUAUUUCUCGCAAUCAGAAAUACUUCCGGACCCGCGAGAACCGCAACUUCAGCACUGUUCGUAGCACUGAGCGUCGGAUUUUCAACUUCAGUGUAAUUGAAGGGUUAAUGAUGGUGUCGAUGGCCGGCUUGCAAGUCUUUGUUGUACGAUUCUUCUUCCAGGGUGCAAGGAAAGGUUACGUGUGA
Molecule: messenger RNA, 1083 nt
Organism: Aspergillus tanneri
Lineage: Eukaryota; Fungi; Ascomycota; Eurotiomycetes; Eurotiales; Aspergillaceae
Gene: TMED3
Product: emp24/gp25L/p24 family protein
Exons: 6
Coding region: 1-1083 (360 amino acids)
Biological process (GO): protein retention in ER lumen; endoplasmic reticulum to Golgi vesicle-mediated transport; Golgi organization
Cellular component (GO): endoplasmic reticulum-Golgi intermediate compartment; endoplasmic reticulum; COPII-coated ER to Golgi transport vesicle
Source: RefSeq, a predicted model, not a curated record